Messenger RNA from Monascus purpureus, 3061 nucleotides. NCBI's taxonomy places the organism in Eukaryota, Fungi, Ascomycota, Eurotiomycetes, Eurotiales, Aspergillaceae. The record is from the annotation of a GenBank genome assembly.
CUGAUAUCACGUGACCAUGAUACCCCCUGUUUAACUUUCUACGAUGCUAUAUGUCGAUCAUGGCGAUUAAUAAUACUUCGUAUAGAGUUCUGUAAUCUGCAUGGCAAAGUUAAAAAAGAAGAAUGCAGGUUGAUCGCCUGCAGAAAUACUCCGUAUUCCGUACCUAAACGGCCAGCGCCAUUCUGGCCGUUCCAUGGUCUAUUCAUAUGACUAUAGCAUUGCUUGAUUCCAGCAUGUGUUCCUGAUGGAAAAUCCUCCGCCGGCCACGUGAGGACGUGAUGGUCCGAUGAUGCCCAGAGCAGCGACCUCAAGAGUCAGCACAUACUGACCUCCCAGCAUUACUGAGGAAACGCAAGAGAUGCAUCCUUCGGGGAUCAAGGACCAAGGUUUGACGGGCUCUGCUGCAGGCGGGCGUCCUUCCGUCCUUCUAGAACUGGUUCAACCUAAUAUGAGUGGAGAACUGUCAAUUCCCAUUACUCCAUCAAAAACCCUUUCCAGAAGAAUUUUUCGCCCGGUCGAAAUUGCGCAAUCGCGCUGUCUCAUAUCGCCAGAAUCGUGAGGAUGAGCAUCGCCGUCAUCUCGUCGCCAUGGAAGAAUUCUGUCUUCUCCCCUUUCCCGCAGACGUCCUCGUCAUAUUCGCCCAGAGUCGCUGGCUCUUCUCUUCCAGACGUCAAAGGGAUACGAGAACGAGUGCUAGCUAGUACUGUGUGGUAUUGCUAGUACGUUUUAGGGCUGUACACAAACGCUCAUCGCUGCUGCUGCUCUCUACCACGCCACGCUGCAUUGCAUCACAUCGCGAUCCCAGCACCUCAUCCUGGUCAUUGCUACACUGUCUCUCGUCCCCGUUUCUAGCCGGCAGGCCAAGUUCCUUCGUCCCUGCUGCGUUGGACGGAGCUGAGGAUCGAGCCACGGGGGGGAGCCCGAUUACUCCUAUUAAAGCAUCCCGCGACCGGCUCUGUCUUCUGGAAUCCUCGCAGUAGGACCUUUUGAUAUCGAUCACUUCCCGGCCUACCCAGACUGCACAGCAUCAUGGGAAUUCUAUCGUUACCUACCGGUCAUGACAAGGCGGUGGAAUCCAGUUCCAAGGCCGUCGACGAUGUUCACAAGCUGGACGGGGUUACCCCCUUGUACGAAGGGGGCGACAUUAUCGAAUCUACCCCGGAUGAUCGACGCCAGAUUGGCAUCUUGAGUGCUUCCGCACUGAUCUUCAACCGCGUCAUCGGCACGGGUAUCUUCGCGACCCCAAGUACCAUCCUGGCAUUGACAGGUAGCGUCGGCCUCUCCCUUUUCAUGUGGGUAGCUGGUACCGCGAUCGCUAUGGCCGGUACCGCCGUCUACUUGGAAUGGGGAACUGCAAUUCCCAAAAAUGGCGGAGAGAAAAACUACCUCGAAUACGUCUACAAGAAACCCCGAUUCCUCGUAACCGCUAUGUUUGCGUCCUAUGUCGUCUUACUAGGCUGGGCCGCUAGCAACAGCACCGUGUUUGGCCAGUACGUCUUGGUUGCUGCGGACAUCGAACCGGGUCGUUGGAACCAGCGCGGGAUCGGCCUCGCAUGCCUCUCGGCUGCAUUUCUCAUCCACGCGUUCGCUUUGAAAUGGGGUCUCCGUCUUCAGAACCUGCUUGGUUUGGUCAAGCUGAUUGUCAUCCUCUUCAUCAUUGUUUGCGGCUGGGUGGCUCUUGGGGGCCAUCUGAGGAUCGAGAAACCCCACAACUUCACAAAUGCUUUUGAAGGCACCAAGGGCUCCGGCUAUGGCAUCGUCACUGCGCUCUACAAUGUCAUAUGGUCGUUCGUCGGUUACUCCAAUGCAAACUACGCACUGAGUGAGACCAAAAAUCCCGUUCGCACGUUAAAGAUCGCCGCCCCGGUAGCCAUCACUUGCGUCGGAAUCCUGUACAUGCUCACCAACAUUGCCUACUUCGCUGCGGUGCCGAAGGAGGAGAUCCUUUCCUCGGGACAGAUCCUUGCCGCAACCUUCUUUAAGAACAUGUUCGGUCCACGAGCCGAAAAGGCCAUGGCAGCAUUGGUGGCAGUAUCUGCCUUUGGUAAUGUCAUGUCGGUGUUGUUCUCUCAGGGCCGUAUUGUCCAGGAACUGGGUCGUGAGGGUAUCCUGCCCUUUUCCAAGGUGUGGGCUAGCAACAGACCGUUCAAAUCUCCCGCGGCUGGUCUGUUUGAACACUACAUUAUGUCGGUGGUCAUCUUGUUGGCUCCUCCCCCGGGCGAUGCAUAUAACUUUCUCCUCAAUCUCAUCUCCUAUCCGUUAUCCAUCGUCAAUAUCUUCGUUUCUGCUGGCCUCAUCUACAUCUACGUGACCAAGGCCCGAAACUUCCCUGACUGGGCACCUGGAAUCCGGGCCACUCUGCCUGUCACCAUCUUCUUCUUCCUGUCCAACAUUUACCUGACUGUUGCCCCGUAUAUCCCACCAGACGAAGGCAACAACGUGUACAAGAGUCUACCAUACUAUCUUCAUUGCGUCGUGGCCUUAGGAAUCUUUGGCUUCGGCGCACUGUACUGGAUAGUUUGGACAAUCAUCCUUCCGUACUUUGGUCGCUAUGUGCUCGUCAGGCAGACCGUGAUAGACGCAGAUGGCUGGUCGCGAAGUGUCUUCACCCAUGUGCCGGUGGCACCAGCAGAGCAACGCCAGGAAUAGUGACCUCACCUUUUCUAUUUAUUUUUGGACCAUAACGAUAGCAACGACUGGAUGGCGUGGGUUUGGUUGGCUGUACCCUUGGGUGAUAGAGAAAAAGGAAUUUUGGGGUCAUUUGGGAUUCAACGCCAGUGUACUUGUAAUAGUAAUGAAAGAGCAAAUCUCUAUUAUCACGGAUCCUGAUCCAAAACAAGCAGAUAAGACUAAACUAUAAAUACUAUUGAACUGAUCGUGCCGGGUACGGUUAACCCACUUGAUCUGUCCCAGUGAUCUAUGGAAGCCCACCCACAACACGUUGAACGCAGUCGUGGACCCCUCAAACUCGCUGGAGCAUGUUCUUGCAAGGAUAGCACCAGGUGUGCUGCACAGAAAUCUGCCAUGAGCGGACGUAGAAAGUCGGUUGGGCACCCCCUGC